Messenger RNA from Suricata suricatta (meerkat), 451 nucleotides. RefSeq names its product protein phosphatase 1 regulatory inhibitor subunit 14A (gene PPP1R14A). Gene Ontology annotation, biological process: regulation of phosphorylation. Gene Ontology annotation, cellular component: cytoplasm. The transcript is spliced from 3 exons. The record is from RefSeq and is a predicted model, not a curated record. NCBI's taxonomy places the organism in Eukaryota, Metazoa, Chordata, Mammalia, Carnivora, Herpestidae. Bases 118 to 351 code for a protein of 77 amino acids. Gene Ontology annotation, molecular function: protein serine/threonine phosphatase inhibitor activity.
CUGGGGCUGGUGGGGCUUCUCCAGAGCCCUGGACAAAGGCGGGGGCGGUGGGGGGGGGGGGGCGAGUUACGGAAAGGGACCCUGACCACCCCUCCCUCCCUGCCCUAGGAGGCAGACAUGCCCGAUGAGGUCAACAUUGAUGAAUUGUUGGAAUUAGAGGGCGAAGAGGAGAGAAGCCGGAAAAUCCAGGGCCUCCUGAAGUCAUGCAAGAGCCCCACAGAGGACUUCGUCCAGGAGCUGCUGGUGAAGCUUCGAGGCCUCCACAAGCAGCCAGGUCUCCGCCAGCCCAGCCCCUCCGCUGACAGCCGCCUGAGCCCCCUCCAGGACCCUGCCCGGACUGCACCGCCCUGACCUCGCCUCGGGGGCCCCUCCCUUCUCCCGUCCCCUCUGCACCUCCUGGCCUGUGUAUACGUUGUAUGUAAUGGUUCUCUAACAACGCGGCAUGCCUGUU